CGAGUAGCAGCGCUGGGAGAGCAUCAUUACCUUUACCGCCGUUUUACCACUCACUCAUCUGCUGACAGCUGCCAUCUCCGGUGACUGCACAGUGUUUACCGAAUUGUCUUCCCAGAGGUGCAGAUACAUUUUGUGAAAUUGAUACAGUGGUUGAUGUAUCUACAUUGAAACCAAAAAGCCCCUCGAGGUGCCCUGCGAAGAACUGCUCUCCCCUCCACACACACACACACACACGCUUCCCGUGCAGCACUGCGCAGAAACGGGGCGCAGCGAACCAACAGGAGAGCGACAGUAGCGAAGCCCAACGUAAAAGAGGAGUUUGGACAAACGGCUGGCAGUAGAUGAAUCCCGUUCUUUAGGACUUAGCUCAAUCAAACUACACCCCCCUUUCGGAUUUGAACUUGGCCGUGUGACGGUAAUAGUGUAGGAUGGAUUUCCCCGUGUUUAUGGCUCUGUUGAUUUGCGCACUGACGGUCCCGGGAUUCGGGGAUAUGGGGAGCGGAAAAGCUCAGAGUUGUUCGGAUAUCCGACAGUUCUACAAUGGCAAGGGAUUCAGUCUGAACGGAGUGCCUCAAUCAGAAAUAUCAGGAGAGCACCUGAGGAUCUGUCCCCAGGGCUACACGUGUUGCACCAGUGUCAUGGAGGACAGCCUAUCCAAUCUGAGUCGCACAGAGAUGGAGGGCAUGAUCAGAGAUGCUGGACGGGCCCUGCAAGCCUCCCUCAAUGGACAGUACAAAGUCUUCGAUGGUUACCUCCUGGAGUUGCUGAACCGUUCCGAGGGUGUCCUGCAGCAGUCCUAUCCUCCGGCGCUGGGUUCCCUGUACACCCAGAACACCCGCGUGUUCUCUGACCUGUACACAGAGCUGAGACGGUACUACCGUGGUUCCAACGUUAACAUAGAGGAGGCGCUCAACGAGUUCUGGGCCCGCCUGCUGGAGAGGAUGUUCAAGGGAGCCAAUGGACGGUAUCUCAUAGGCGAUGACUACCUGGAGUGUGUGUCCAAGCAGUCGGAGACGCUGCGACCCUUUGGUGACACCCCCCGAGACCUCAAGUUGAAAGUGACACGUACAUUUGUGGCGGCACGCUCCUUUGUCCAGGGACUGGUGAUCAGCGGGGAGGUGGUUCGCAAGGUGUCACAGGUACCCCUGAGCCCAGAGUGCAUGCGUGCCAUCAUGAAGAUGACCUACUGUCCCCACUGCCGUGGAGUGGCCACUGCCAGGCCCUGUGCCAACUACUGUACCAACGUACUGAAGGGCUGCCUCGCUAACCAGGCCGACCUGGACACAGAGUGGAGGAACUUGGCUGAUGCCAUGCUGCAGGUCUCUAACAGGUUUGAGGGUGUGUCCAGUGUGGAUGUGGUGUUCCUCUCUCUCCCCACACACAUCUCAGAGGCUAUCACCACCAUGAUGGACAACAUAGACACGUUUAACAACAAGGUGUUCCAGGCAUGUGGGAAUCCGAGGGAGGGAGGAACCAGCAGCACCGGGUUGGAGGAGGUGAAGAGGAGUCGGAAGGUUACAGUGGAGGACAGCCCAACCUCUGGGGCUAGGCUGGAGAAACUGGUGUCUGAUGUGUCGAGGAGGCUGAGGGACAUGCAGCCCUACUGGGUCUCAUUACCCAGCACCCUCUGCAGUGACAGGGUGGCCACUAGAUCCCAAGCAGACAAGUGCUGGAAUGGCAUGGCCCGUGCCAGGUACCUUCCAGAGGUGAUGGGUGACGGCCUGGCUAGUCAGAUCAACAACCCUGAGGUAGAGAUCGACAUCACCAAGCCAGACAUGACUAUACGCCAGCAGAUCAUGCAGCUCAAGAUCAUGACCAACCGCCUCAAGAACGCUUUCAAUGGCAACGAUGUGGACUUUCAGGACACCAGUGAUGAUGUCAGUGGUUCAGGAAGCGGGAUAUGCACAGAUGAAAACUGUCCCCGGGGCCCGCGCAUCAUGGCCCCCAGCACAGACAGACCCAAAGUGUACGCCUACCCUCCGGAGAACAAGAAGGUUGUGAAAGCAUCAGCUGACCACAACCUCCCAUCCAUUGCCCUCUACCUGCUCUCAUUGGUUAUGUUGCUGCUCCGGCGAUAAUUGAUAGGGUAUUCCACCAAUCGAGACUGAGUUUGGGACAUGGGGGGCAGGACGAGGGGUGGGAAGAGAAGAGAAGAUGUCGUAGGGUUACUUACUUACUUUGCCAAAACAAAACAAAAUUAACAAGAAAAAAACCUGAAUGGACUUCCUUUUGGUCUCGGAUAAGAACAAAAGUUGUAAUGAGUAUUAUAUUAUUCAGAAAUGUUUUGGUUCUGUUCUUGUCUUUUAUUUUACGGUACACGGCACCACUAGAGCUCGUCUUUUCACAUUUUUAUUUUGUUUUGUUUUCUGGUGUUUGGGUUCUCUGAGAUAUCUGUACCUAAGACAUGUUAAGAGUCAAUCUAUAGACUAUAGAGAUAUACAGGAUGUUAGUGUUGGUUGACGCUGUGCUGUAUAAGGGGGACUCUUCAGUCAUGCUGAGCCUAACGUUUGUAUUCCUAAUCAUGUAAACAGCCUUUAUGUCUGAGGAGCUGAUUUAUUUAUUAAAAACAGAGGAAUAUAAUCCCCACGGAGCGUCUUUGGGCUCCCCAAUAUUUAUAGAAAAACUACUUCUACCCCAAACGAAAUAAACUAUUGAUGAGUUUCAUGAAAGAUAAUCUGGUUUCGGGAAGGCGAUAAAAACCUUAAACCUUUAAACCCACACAUUACAUGGCAACAGUGAGAAAAUUAAAACGCUUUCACAUAAGCCGUUUUUUCCUCUGCUUGAUAAUAUAAGGCAGUAAUAAUAGUCAUGAUCAUAUUCACACAGACAUGAUCCCUCCACCCUUUUACUUCUGUCUUUCCCAGAGCAGAUCUGUUUCUCGAGGCUUUGGUGGCUCUAAAGGACCAGAUGGGGAUUUUUAUUUUAUUUUUGGGGGGAGAAAUUAGUGUUAGUGUGACCACAGUAGUCCUCUGUAUUGACACGAUAUUGGCAGAAUAUGGUAGUAUAUGGGCUGUGUGGGUGUGUACUGCCGUUUGCUCUAUCUCAGUGGAGGCCGGUGGGAGGAGCUUUAGGAGGACAUGCUCAUUGUAAAGGCUGGACUGGAAUCAAUGGAACGGAGUCAAACAAGUGGUUUCCAUAUGUUUGAUGCUGUUCCAAUUAUUCCAUUCCAGCCACUGCAAUGAGCCUGUCCUCCUAUAGCUCCUUCCACCAGCCUAUUCUGCUCUGUCUUCAUAUAAUGGAGCUUGGACAACAUAAUAAUAUGUUACUUGCUUGUUAAUGACGAAUAUUUGAUGGUACCUAUGAUGAAUACUUUUGGACAGAGCCAGCCAGCUACAGUGGAGUGGUUUUUACAUACUGCACUAUAACCACUUGUUGUAAAGCAGACUGUGUACAUGUGUCUGACCGACCGUUUCUCUGUUUGGACGGGUUGACUUAGGGAUUGGAAUUCUGUGAUGAUCACUCAAAUAGCUUUUUCUCUCCCUCCUCUCAUUCUCUUUCUUCUCACCUCCCACCUUCUUUCUCUCCCUUCUCACACAGUGCCUCUCUUCCCACUCCUUCUCUCAGUUCUCUCUGCCUCCCAGGCUAUUUUUCAUGGUAUACUAUUCAUCUGUUAUGAAGACCUGCAAAUUGUUCUCCAAUGCUUUUUUUUGGCAUUAUGGCAAUGACAGAGCUUCAUCAUACUGCAAAAUGAUUGGGAUAUUGUGGGAAUGUUGUGGAAGGCCUUUGCUGAUGAAAAUCUUGCAGCCAGGGAGGAAGGAUGUACUUCAACUUAGUUCAAAUAAUUGUCAAGGCUCUCAGUCUAAGACCACUGUGUGGGUGGGGGUGGGGGGUGGAGGUGUGUGUGUGUGCGUGUGUGUGUGUGUGUGUGUGUGUGUGUGUGUACACGCACGCAUGAUAAAGAAGGUCUUCUUGGGCUUAUUCAACAAGAUGGAAACCGAUAGAAACAUAUUGUAUAGAGCUGAUUCAAUGCUUUACGCCACAUGAUAUUAAAAACAUUGUCUCUUGUACAGCAAUAUAUUUCUAUCUACAGACUGAAUAGGCCCCCUUAGGGACGAGCGGAGAUGUUUUGAUACUGUCUGCGCUCAUCAAUAGCCGACAUCGAAAGUGCAAUCAAUGAGGAGAUUGGAGAGAUUUAUGACUCCAGAGACAAGGUCAUACACUAGAACUGAGGUAUUCAGCCUAUGACUGUGCACUAGAACUGAGGUCUUCAGCCUAUGACUGUACACUAGAACUGAGGUCUUCAGCCUAUGACUGUGCACUAGAACUGAGGUCUUCAGCCUAUGACUGUACACUAGAACUGAGGUCUUCAGCCUAUGACUGUGCACUAGAACUGAGGUCUUCAGCCUAUGACUGUACACUAGAACUGAGGUCUUCAGCCUAUGACUGUGCACUAGAACUGAGGUCUUCAGCCUAUGACUGUGCACUAGAACUGAGGUCUUCAGCCUAUGACUGUGCACUAGAACUGAGGUCUUCAGCCUAUGACUGUGCACUUGAACUGAGGUCUUCAGCCUAUGACUGUGCACUAGAACUGAGGUCUUCAGCCUAUGACUGUGCACUAGAACUGAGGUCUUCAGCCUAUGACUGUGCACUAGAACUGAGGUAGCAAAGCAACACGUCCAUUAGGCAUGACCUUUUUGGUUUCUGAGGGAGGAAAUUCGGAAGGACACACAGGAACUGACAUGAUCCCGUUCAGAACCAUAGAGUUCAGAACACUCAAGUAGGAGGACUGCAGUAGUUAUCAAAGCCGGUCCUGGCGGAUCCCUUUGUAUCCAGGUUUUCCUUCCAACCUUCACACAAUUAUAUUCCAUUGAUCUGAUAUGCACUACAUUAUUCAAUUGAUAGAUGAAAAACCUACAAGAGUCCUCUUGGACUGGUUAUGAACCUGUUAAAUAGGUUACGUGUGAAAAGGCCAAGAACUAUUGUGAUACAUUUUGUGACACAAGGUAGUGCUCUGAUAAAGAGGGGGUAGGGGUCCUUGGUUUUAAACUGCCGUACCUGUCGGUGGGACUGCCCGCAGUAACAUUCCAAUGCAAAGAGACAACUAACCACUUUUUACCCACGACGACUUCACUCACUUUCAAUGGACACGCUUCACAAUGCCACCAGACAAAAUUUGCACAACCCCUCCCAACACCCUUACUCCCCCUCUCUCCUCCCAACACCCUUACUCCCCCUCUCUCUCCUCCCAACACCCUUACUCCCCCUCUCUCUCUUCCCAACACUCUCGCGCGCUAAUCUGAAUAGUUCAAAGUCCACUGCCCCUUAUUAAACGCUGCACUUUUAUGACGUAAGAGGCCUAGGUAUUCGAUAGGAUGGCAAUCUGCACAAAGACAGGGAUCACAAGAUGGUGGGUUGAUAGGCGAGUCGACACUCCAUAUACGUCUACUGAUUAGGAUUAUGCAGAGAGAGAUGGACCACUGAGAUGGCUGCAGUCUGAGAAGGGUAAAAUAGCAAUGUCAGAUUUGGGAUUAAAUAAUAUUGAAAUCUUUCAAACACGAUUGCUCGAGCAUGUCUGGGGUUUUGCAGAUGGCCGUGGUUUGCAGUUAUGGCACUAUUUUGUCCAUUAAGCCAGGCCAGCUCAAUCAAGCACAGAUAAAGUAUUUCAAAUGAUUUCAAAUAUUAUUUGAGCCGAGGUCUGAUAUAACUAGUGGCCCUGGACACUACUCUUUCCCCUUCACUAGUUGAACGUGGCAGGCAUUUCCGAAAGGUGACGAUUUGAAAGAAAACCAUAGCAUUUAAAAAAAAAUGUUUUUUUUCCCAUUUGGAGAUUUAUGUUUAUGGUGAUGGUAGAUGUAAGCAGAAAGAGUUUUGAGUCAAUAUGUGUAAUUUGCUGUUGUUUGUUCCUGGAACCUUGUGCCAAUUAUAUAUGUUGUAAGAUUUUCAA
This is a messenger RNA of Oncorhynchus masou masou (cherry salmon), 5884 nucleotides long. Its product is annotated as glypican-1-like. Gene Ontology annotation, cellular component: cell surface; synapse; extracellular region. Lineage: Eukaryota; Metazoa; Chordata; Actinopteri; Salmoniformes; Salmonidae. Gene Ontology annotation, molecular function: fibroblast growth factor binding. Gene Ontology annotation, biological process: regulation of protein localization to membrane; cell migration; negative regulation of fibroblast growth factor receptor signaling pathway. The record is from RefSeq and is a predicted model, not a curated record. Bases 429 to 2078 code for a protein of 549 amino acids. The transcript has 11 exons.